AUGUCAUCUUUCUUCGAGAAAAUACCAGUCAGUAAAGACAUUUAUCCUAAUCCAAAACAGUGUUGUUACUUGAUACCUAAUGAUGGCAAUGCAAAAAAUAAUAAAACAAAAACCGACAUGGUACAUAGUGAAACCGUUAAAACCGAAGUGGGUGCAAGCGCAAACCAUUUCUGUGCACUCCACGCAUGGCUCUAUCGCACGUACACCGCUAUUAAUCUCGAAUUUUCUUCCAAUACUCCUCGUCCGAGAAUCAUUAUCUACGAUCUUGGUUUAGAUGGAUGGCAAAUUGCACUUCUCAAUUCACUCAAGUCAGCCGGCGUCUUUACCGAAUUGCGCAAAUUCGACUUCUCGAAAUACCCAGAUUUCUGGAACAUAAAAGUCAAUGCCGGAGAAUAUGGCUGGAAAGUGGGCAUUUUGUCGGAAUUGGUUAGAGACUUUCCAGGAAUAUUAGUGUGGCUGGACUCGGGCUCGUUUAUGAGAACACCUUUUUUGCGGAAUAUCGAAAAACUGCUAAAAAAUGAUAAGUGCAUCGCGUCUCCCAAGUCUUCUAGUACUCUCUUCAGAUGGACUCACCCUGGUGUAUACGCUUACUAUGGCGUGCCUCGACCGGAGAAGUUUCGCUACGUUGAUAAUUGUAGCGCAGGGGUGCUGGUUUUCAAUACUCACACAGCUAGUAAACUAUUUGGAGAAUGGCUGGACUGUGCUCUUCACAAGGACUGCAUCGCACCAGAAGGAUCCAGCAGAAAAAAUCAUCGUCAAGAUCAGGCAGCGUUAACGUAUCUUUCUGCUAGAGAAGGAUGUUUUUGUAGGAAGACCCCAAUAGAAUUUAAUGUAAUGAAUCAUAUGGAUCGCAAUUGCGCAGAGAACAUAGUUCGCUUCGAGCAGUUGAAUUCUGUCCCGUGGAAUAUUAGUGAAGGAGAUAGGCUACAAAUGAAAAGGUUUAAAGGCAAACGUAAGGGAUAUUGGUGGAAGAUGGCGUGGGAAGUAAUACCUUGA
Paraglomus brasilianum is the source of this 996-nucleotide messenger RNA. The record is from the annotation of a GenBank genome assembly. NCBI's taxonomy places the organism in Eukaryota, Fungi, Glomeromycota, Glomeromycetes, Paraglomerales, Paraglomeraceae.